Molecule: messenger RNA, 549 nt
Organism: Dromiciops gliroides (monito del monte)
Lineage: Eukaryota; Metazoa; Chordata; Mammalia; Microbiotheria; Microbiotheriidae
Gene: TMEM252
Product: transmembrane protein 252
Exons: 2
Coding region: 1-549 (182 amino acids)
Source: RefSeq, a predicted model, not a curated record
AUGCAGAAAGGGAGCCUCGCAGCCCUUUGCUGCUUCGCUCUUUUGACUGGAUUCCUGAUCAUUUGCCUAGGGGCUUUCUUCAUAUCCAUGGGCUCAGCCCCUAACUGCAGGGGGAAACUGAUCCUGGCCUAUUGUCUUUUGUCUCUGGGGUUCCUGAUCCUCUUGAGUGGAAUUUUUUUGAGCACCUACCAGCAGGCAAGACAAAGCAAGGGAAUCUUCAACAGGGUGCUCAGACAGCGCCUAGGGCAUGGGGACCUGCCAAUUGCCACUGUGGACAGGCCGGAUUUUUAUCCCCCAUCUUAUGAAGACAGCAUUGAUCCUGAAAAGCAUCUCUCUCUGGAGCAGGAGACCUCUAACAUUCCCCCACCCCUAUAUACUGAGAGCAGCCUAGAAUUCAUGGACGACACUGACAGCCACAGAGAUACGCCACCAUCCUAUGAAGUUUCAAUGAGAGGCGUGUUGAUGGCAGAGGUGGCUGCUGCAGUAGCAAUGGGAGGAGGGGAAGGAGGAGGCGACGCAGCAGGAAGCCAAGAAUGUCUCAGGCAUUAA